Messenger RNA from Peromyscus californicus insignis, 3307 nucleotides. It is a transcript of the gene Ankrd33, whose product is annotated as ankyrin repeat domain 33. Gene Ontology annotation, molecular function: protein binding. Gene Ontology annotation, biological process: negative regulation of transcription regulatory region DNA binding; negative regulation of transcription by RNA polymerase II. NCBI's taxonomy places the organism in Eukaryota, Metazoa, Chordata, Mammalia, Rodentia, Cricetidae. The record is from RefSeq and is a predicted model, not a curated record.
GCUGACUGAAGAAGGACUCACCUUUCCGCCCCAGACUGGAAACAGGGGAGCCACCACUGACCUGGGAAGGGUUGGACAUGUCUGAGGCACUGUCCUGCCCCAGCAACGAGACCCCUACCCCUGGUUGUCACCUGAAGACCCUGUACUGGGCCUGUGUCCACAACGACCCUGCUGAGCUCCGAGCCAGGCUGGAUGUUGGGGUCUCCCCAGAGGAGGUUUCCCAAGUGGACAGCAAUGGGAAGACAGGCCUCAUGGUUGCAUGCUACCGCGGCUUUGGUGCCAUUGUGGUUCUGCUCAGCUCCUGUCCUUUCCUGGAUGUGAACCAGCAGGACAAAGAUGGAAACACAGCCCUCAUGCUGGCCGCUCAAGCAGGUCACACAUCCCUGGUGACUCUCCUGCUCAACUACUUUGCUGGCCUGGACCUGGAGCGCAGGGACCAGCGGGGACUCACAGCUCUGAUGAAGGCUGCCGUUCGUGACCGCUCUGAGUGUGUGGUCGCCCUCCUCAUGGCGGGUGCUGACCUGAGCUCCGUGGAUCCCGUCCGGGGCAAGACAGCCUUGGAGUGGGCCGUUCUGACGGACAGCUUUGACACCGUGCGGAAGAUCCGGCAGCUGCUGAGGCGACCCCAGGCAGAGCAGCUCAGCCUGCAGUACCAGCCAGAGUGGCCAGCCUUGGCCCAGCUUGUGGCCCAGGCCCAGGCCCAGGCUGCCCCAUCCCUCCUAGAAAGGCUGCAAGCUACCCUGAGCCUCUCUUUUGCUGAGUCUCCGCAGGAAGGGGGUGUUCUGGACCACUUUGUGACGGUCACCACCAGCUUGGCCAGCCCCUUCCUCACCACCGCCUGCCACACACUGUGCCCCGAUCACCCACCCAUGCUGGGCACUCGAGGCAAGUCAGUGCCUGAGCUGCUGGGCACCGCCCCUCCCCCUCCCCCAGCACCCCACCCUCCUCAGGCUGUCCCCGUCCCCCAGGUCUUUGUCCCCUACCAGAGCCCUCGGAGUGUGCUCUCCCAGUGGUUACAGUCCAGGGACAGUACUGGUGCCAGGUCCCAAAUCCCCAAGAUCCUCCUCUCCAAGGCACCCUCUUCCCCUACGCAGUACGAAGAGUUGAUACUCAGGCCUGCAGGCCAGCGAAGUCUGGCUCUUCCUCUCUGGAGAUACCAGGAGAAGAAGAAGCAGGAAGAUGAAGCUGAACCAUGGGGAGGUGGGCUAGGCCAAGCUAGAGGCGAGUAAGACACGUUCCUGUCUGGGGCUUCUUCUGCUUCCCAGCUGCCUCUGCCCUGAGGAACCUGGUUCCACCGAACGUACAAGGUUGUCCACAGUAGUGUCUGCAGGAGGGAACAGGACCAACCCAGUGUCUGCCGGGAGGGGAUCGGCUACAGCGAUUGUGGUGGUAAUACCAAUGCGCUGGAUUCUGUGUAGUGUAUCAUAAAGCAGGAGAAAGCAAGCUGUUCUCACACGGAAUCUAUCUUCCGGUUGUACCAAGCAGACAACCAAGGGUAGAAAAGCAUGCAGGCAGGGCAUUUGUCAGAGGGGACGUCUCCCCUCAGGUAACCAUGUUUGUCAGGACAUCUUUAUCCUCAACUGUGUGUGAUUUAGAAUCACACAAAAGAGACACCUCUGGGUACCCACCUGAACUUGAAGAGCGCCGUCCAAUGAACUGGGGCCCCAGACUGAAUGAAAAGGAGGACCCCAGCAUGGCACCCCCUCUGUUACCUGACUGCAGAUGCAACGUGGCCUGCCGCCUCCGGCUCCUGCCGCCUCCGGCUCCCGCUGCUGUGCUCGCCUUGUGGACUGAACUUUGGGAGCAGUAACUAAUGCAGAUUACCACGGACAUGUCAUGAGUACCAAAAGCUACGUAAGGACUUAGAAAGUGGGGCAGCAGGAUGGAUCCAAGGAGGAAAUGGAGGACUGUGGAGCAAGGGGUGCGGGGAGAAGAUUGCAAAGUUAGAAGAAAGUAAGUUCCCAACCACAGGAAAACCUGAACUGUUUUUUACUUUUUUGCCAAACAAAAAUAAUUUGGGGGCUGGAGAAGACAGAUCAGAUUAGAGCCUUGGCUGCUCCUGCAGAGGACCCAGGUUUGGGUCCCAGCAUCCAGCUGUAGGGGAUCUGAUGUCCUAUUUUGAUUUCCUUGGGCACCGGGCACUCGCUUGGUGCCUGGAGCUACAUGCAGACAAAACACCUAUACACAUAGAGUAAAAUUAAAUUUUAAAAAGGAAGGAUAUAAGAAUAAUAAUAAUCUGCUGUUUGUCAAUCUUCCAGUGCUUGACCCAUUACUUUGCAAAGUCUGGGCCUUAGUGAGUAGAAAAGAGCAUGUUUGCUGGACACAGGACGUAGAUCUGUAGCUCCAGCUACUCAGGAGGCUGAGACAGGAGGAUCACUGGAGGCUAUGAGUUUGAGACCAGUCUGGGCAACACACAGGCCCUACCUAAAGAAAGUGGGAGGGAGGGAGAGAGAGGGGAGGAAAAACAGCCAUAAUAAGUAUGUCAAGAGACGUUACCUCCCCUAGGUGACCCAUAGGUGGGGUUCUUAGCCAAUGAUCUGAAAUACCUUUGAAGGGACACUUGGUAACUUUGUGAGGCUUUGUUAGGAAGUUUGGGGGGUUUCUCCAACACAUUUCCUGCAGAAGUGCACUUGUAUGCUCCUGAUAACUACAGUAACUGCACGUACAAUGCCUACUGCAUACAUACAUGCAUAGGUAAGGUGCCUACUGUAUACAUGCAUACAUUUGCCCUUCUCAAUGAUCUGGCAGACUCCAAGUUUAAGGACACCUGGCUCAGAAUUUACAGAACUGCCUGGGCUCCACAGUUAGAAACUGGCAGAGACUGAGAAUGGAACCCGGCCACUGGCCAUGGCCUCCACAGCAGGGCACUAGCCCAUACUGUCUCCUCUGGAGCAUCCCAACAAGGAAGCAGACAUUUUCUCUAGAAAAGGGCUUACAUACUGGCCAGGAAGCAGCAGCCAGGCAAAUGUUUCACUAUUUUAAAAAUCUUUUGAUUAAGUCAAAUAACAAAAGCUUUGCAUUAUGGUUGGGCAUGGUGGCACAUGACUAGUCCCAGCAGAGGCAGGCAGAUCUUUGAGUUUGAAGCCUGCCUGGUCUACAUGAUGAGUUCCAGGCCCUGCCUCAUUAAAAACAAAAUCAAAAAAAUACCUGCACUUUUAGAUUUACAGAACAGUUAGGACAAUCAUGCAUAGACACCUCAGAUUUCCCUGCUAUUAGUGUGUUGCAGUGAAUGAGCUCACCAUUGUGAUUAACUCAAGUCCACACCUGAUUCACACUUCCUUACUUUUCACCCAGUUUCCUCUCUGUC